AUGUCAUCAUCAAAGAUAUCGAAUAAUCCAAAUGAUGAAGUUUUAAGACGAAUUAAAACAGUUUCCAGUAUGGAUGGAUUGGAACAAUUUGCAAAAUCAACAGAAAGAGGAAUUAAUGCAUUAAAAGAUAUAAAGAGAUUUUUUAAACUGAGAUCACAGAUAGAAGAGGAAUAUUCAAAGAAAUUGGCAACUCUAGCCAAGUUUGAACCGACAGUCACUGCCGGUUGUAUUAGUUCAACGAUAAUGGAUGCAUGGGCACAGGUCAGACAGGAGACUGCUUGGGAAGCGGGCUAUCACGAGACACUCUCUAAUAAUUUGAAUGACGGCAUCGUCAAUUCCAUCGAUACACUGGUGUCUAGUCUGGAGAAACGAAACACAACUAUAAUGACCGACGCCAAGCAUUCAUUCAACAACUACUCGGACAGCGUUCAACGUCUGCGGAAAACGCGUCAGACAUGCGAGCGUGCCUUUAAAGACAUGGUUGGCGAUAGUGGUUCGCGAAACACCGCCGGCGACACACAGAAAAUCAAUCGUCGCGUUCUCAAACAGAGUCAAGAUGCGAUCAAGUUUGAUCGUGAACACCGCGAGCAAGUCAACGAGACGAAUUCGCUACAAUCCACUUUCUUUGGCUCCAUCAUCCCAAAGACAAUGGUCGAGUUUUACAAGAUGGAAAUCUACAGGUCACACAUGUUGAAGCAAUAUUUUCUAAAGUUUCUAAACAUGGUUUAUCUCCCGGACAACUACGAUGCCGAGAUGUCGGGACUGCGCGAUCGACUCACAAACCUCAGCACCGACAACGAAGUCAUUGACUUUAUUCAGCGCAUCAAGCCAUCGGUCUCAACCGAAGCCAACCCACGCCCGUUCGAGGUAAUCGACUUCCGAACGGCUGCUGCCUCCAUCUCUGUUUCCGACUCUAGCAACAUACCAUCGUCUUCACUUCUCUCACAAUUCCCAACACCAGCAUCCUCACCUUCCUCAUCGAUCGACGAGAAACCACUCACUCCAACCAAAGACAAAAAAGACAGACUAUCGGUACACAUUAAAAAGCGAUGGAGUACCAGUUUCAACUUUUCCUCUUCAUCAAAGAAACAGCUACAGUUUGGAGUGUCGUUGGAGGACCUGAUGAAUGCGCAGCGAAAGACACACCCAACACUUGAAAUUCCACAUGUUUUGGUGGUGAUGAAACGCAGAAUGAUAAAGAUGAAUGCCUUCCAAACCGAAGGAAUAUUCAGAGUGCCAUCGCGUCUUGUCGAUAUCGACUCUACCAAGAAACAAAUGAAUGAUAAUAACUUUGAUCUAUCGCUAGUCGAGAAUGUACAUACCAUUUCAUCGUUGUUGAAACUGUGGAUUCGUGAACUUCCCGAACCUCUCAUUCCUUUUGGAAUGUACGAUUCAGUGAUCGGUGCACUCAACGAUCCAAACGAGCUGAUCAAUCAAUUCUUCAGACUGCCUGUAUACAAUCAAAGAGUACUCUCCUAUGUCUUGGAGAUCAUGCGACUCUGUGCAGCUCCAGAGAAUAUUAAAGCAACUCUAAUGACAUUCGACAAUCUCUCUACUUGUUUCGCGCCAUCCAUUAUACGUACCAGUUCUUUAGAGUUGUCGAAUGCAAUGGAAGGUCUAACCAAAGAAAUCUCUGUUAUCAAAUUAAUGUUAGAGGUCGUUCCACCACUUCCAAUCGACGAUCGUAUCGAACCAUCGUCUGGAUCGACAUCCCCACAACUGACAUCGACAAACCAAGGUUCCUCGGCAUUAACACCACCUCGUGCUGGCAACAGCAUUCCUUUCACCUCACCGCAAUCCAUCAGUGCUGCUUCCGCUGGAAGUAGUGGCAGUAACAGUAGCAGUCGUAGCAUUCCAACACCAAUCAUUCAAUCACCUAAAUCCGACCAGAUAUCGUCGCCUAUGAAUACACCUUCGAGUCCACGCUCACCUUCUCUCAACAGCCAAGGUUCUUCAUCGACACCGAUCGACAUACCACACGGUCUCUCACCAUCCACCAUCUCACCCAACAACAGUCUGGUGGAAUCACCUUCACUUGCCCUCGAAGACUAUCCAAUCCAUGAACCAGCCAAACAUCUCAUUGAAGAUUUCCACUCGAAUAUGGUUCAAUUGUAUCUGGAUGUCAGUAGCGGUGCAGAAGUCAGUGCUUACUCAGCGAUGACCGUGUCUUACACCAUUGUUAAACUUACCCGUUGGCUAGAGGAUUUCGUUACCAAUACAUUCCAAGUCGAUUCCUAUGAGUCACUUCUUUUGGAAAUCGAAAAGAACAACUUUAUUUCACCACCACCCGUCAACUUUAAGGUUGCAUCAUCAACGCCCUGCUUACGACCCAUUGAACUUUCCAACAUGAUUCCAGCGGCAUUGAAGCAGUGGAUUUUGAUUUUCACAUUAGUUGUCAACUAUGCAUCACACUAUCUCUGCUAUCUCGGUGGAAUGGUAACCGGUAGCACACCAAAAGAACAACUGCAGCAAGUCGAAGACUUUUUCAACCGUAACAAACUUAUUACACUCUCAGAUGUAUCGCAAUCCUCGCACAAUGGAAUCGAUAUAAAUGCAUCGAUAAAGUUGAUCUAUGGAACCGUUGAGAUGUCAGGAUCACACCUACCAGAAACCAUACAAAAACAGAUUGCUCAACAUCCAGAUUUAACAGAAUCAUUACAAUUACAAUUUAAACAAUCAAUGUCAUUAGAAAAUAAUAUUACUAAUAAUAAUCAACAACUACAACAACCAACUAGUAAUCCACUUUCAAUUUCAUCAUCGAUAUCAGCACAACGACAUGAAAAUACAUUCCAAAUGGAAGAGGAAGAAGUAAUGGAUGAACAACUCUAUGAGGAAGAUGAAGUACAAUUGACUUCAAGUAACUCAAUUACACCACCCAACUUGUUAAAGUCAUCAUUGAACCAACAGGAUCUCAUUAGACAAUCGACAUUUUUAGUUAUCGACAAGUUGAACGAAAGAAAGAAUAUGGUUGUCAACGAAGAUUGGAGUGAAAAAGAACAACAGGUUGCACUCUCCUUGAUUGCCAAACAGAUGCAAGCAAUCAAAGUUGGUUUAGAGAGUUUUGUAGUUGAAAUUGGAGUGCCCGUAGCACCAGAGGUUAGAUCAGAUGAGAAAGCACCAACAGCACACGGUCAAAUCGUUAUUUUCACAAAGAAUUUCAUAGAGAGAUCCACACAACUGUUGCGAGCUGUCAUCAAUUCACUAAACACCCUAAACUCACAACUCUAUGAACAUUUAGUUUCAAAAUUAUUCGAAAUUAAACGUCUUUUAGAAAAUUAA
This is a messenger RNA of Heterostelium album PN500, 3279 nucleotides long. RefSeq names its product RhoGAP domain-containing protein (gene mgp3). The transcript has 2 exons. Bases 1 to 3279 code for a protein of 1092 amino acids. Gene Ontology annotation, cellular component: cytoplasm. Gene Ontology annotation, molecular function: GTPase activator activity. The record is from RefSeq and is a predicted model, not a curated record. Gene Ontology annotation, biological process: signal transduction. Lineage: Eukaryota; Evosea; Eumycetozoa; Acytosteliales; Acytosteliaceae.